UUUCUCCGCCUUUUUGCCGUGUCUUUGCUGGUAGCAAGCACCACGAUCAUCGACGCAGGCACCAACAACCUUCCCCAGGUCCAAGUUGACUCCAGCUCCGACUACAAGCAAGGUGAAGUCAUGCCCGCCGAUCAAACGGCAGCAAGUAGCGCCGAAGUCUCCCAAGAAUCCCCCACUCAGGGCAACCCCAGCCAAACCAAUUCUGGUAACUACGACCCUGCUCAACACUCCGGGAGCUAUGGCGAAUCCCAGAAGCAGACUCCGCCUGUCUUCACGGGCAAGUGCACUCUCACUGGAGACUACGUCAACAACACAGACGUGAGUGCGUGCAACACCAUCGUCAUCGACUCUCUCCGGGUGCCUGCAGGCGUCCAGCUGAAUUUGACUCAGUUGCAAGACAAUGCCAAGAUCAAGUUCCAGGGCACCUCCACCUUUGGGCCGAAGUUAUGGUCGGGUCCGCUGGUCAAGGUGAGAGGAAACAACAUCACUGUCACUGGUCCCGGUACACUUGACGGCCAGGGCGCUUGGUGCUGGCCCCAAGGCCGAAAGGUCACGAAGCCGGUCUCCUUUAGGAUCCUCGAGACGAACUACUCUACAUUUUCCGGGUUCAAGAUGUUGAACAUGCCGUAUCGCACGUUCAACGUCUGGGACUCGAGCUACACCACCAUCAACGGGCUCACACUCAACUCCAGCGCCGGAGAUGGGGUCGCCAAAAACACGGACGGGUUCGAUCUGAGCCGGAACAACCACCUCACGAUCACCAAGAACCGCAUCUACAACCAGGAUGACUGCCUCGCCAUGCAGUCGAGCGCCAACACCGUAUAUAGCGACAACUACUGCAGCGGCUCUCACGGUAUUUCUAUCGGUUCUCUCGGUGGCCCAGUGCUGAAUUCGUCCUACACGGUGAAUGGACUCAAAGUCACGGGAAACACCAUUGUGAACAGUACCAACGGCAUCCGCAUCAAGACCACCAUCGACCUCCAGGGGCUCGUCACCAACGCCGUCUACACGAACAACCAGCUCGUCAACGUGACCAACGCCAUCGUGAUGCACUCGGACUACAACAAGACCAAGGGCGGCUAUUCAGGCAAACCCACGAGUUUGGUUGCGAUCAAGAAUAUCAAGAUCAACGGACUCAAGGGUACGGCGACAAACCUGUACGACCUCCUCGUCACAGUAAAAGAAAAGUCGCAACAACAAGUAUAUUUUCUCGCGAUCCCCUUUCUCCGCGUACUUUGUAGUACGCGGAGAAGGGGUCGCGAGAAAAUAUACGUGUUGUUGCUUCUUUUCUUUUACUGUGACUAG
Molecule: messenger RNA, 1305 nt
Organism: Phytophthora sojae
Lineage: Eukaryota; Oomycota; Peronosporomycetes; Peronosporales; Peronosporaceae
Product: polygalacturonase
Exons: 2
Biological process (GO): pectin catabolic process
Cellular component (GO): extracellular region
Molecular function (GO): polygalacturonase activity
Source: RefSeq, a predicted model, not a curated record